Messenger RNA from Dipodomys ordii (Ord's kangaroo rat), 1690 nucleotides. It is a transcript of the gene Glyatl3, whose product is annotated as glycine-N-acyltransferase-like 3. The coding region runs from base 755 to 1621 and encodes 288 amino acids. The record is from RefSeq and is a predicted model, not a curated record. Gene Ontology annotation, cellular component: mitochondrion. Gene Ontology annotation, molecular function: glycine N-acyltransferase activity. NCBI's taxonomy places the organism in Eukaryota, Metazoa, Chordata, Mammalia, Rodentia, Heteromyidae. The transcript is spliced from 5 exons.
GAGUUAGGCAUGGUGGCCAUGUCUGAAACGCCAGCAUGGAAAGCUGAUUCAAGCUGAUUCAUUUACCUGGUUAAAAGAGUUUCAGCUUUUUGCCUGUGUCUGGUUCUUUAUCAUCCAUCUGGGCAUUUCUUUUCCAAGGUUUUCCUUAUAAACCUGAAUUACUCAGGGUUUCCCCCCACCCAUUCUUUACACGAUUUGUGAGAAAAGAGUUUAUCUACUUAACCCUAGGAUUGUUACCCUGGGAUUUAUAGUAUCUCUUCAACAGCUGUUUAGACAGUUCCUACUUUGCUGGGUGCCUGGCCCAUGGCAGGUAUUCUAUAUGCGGUGGCCCAUCUGACCACUUCCGAACUUCAUGCAUCCCAUCCCACAGGUGAUGUUAUAAGUCAACAGGAGAUGUUAUAAGUCAAAGGAAACACAGCUAAAGGUCAAACUGGAACUUCCAGAGGUGCCUUAAAGGAAGAGUUUAGAGUAGAUUGAGUGUGCAUAAGGGAAAGAUUUAGCCCAGUGGAGCUGGGUUCAUCCUUCUAGAAUUAUGUCUUUAACACUGUCCUGUCCAUCCCAAGUACUCCCGGCUUUAUCCAUCUUGCUCCCUCCUCCUCCUCCUUCCUUCCAGAGAGAGCAGUGGAAGUCCCCGUAGCGUUGAAUACACGUAGCAAUGUAAGCUUAUUGCUAGGUGGGCUCAGAUGCUACAAGGCAAACACUGAGUGUGUGUUUUCCAGUUCCUAAGCAGGAGGGGAAUUGCACUGCUCUGAAGAUGUUGGUGCUGAACUGUUCCUCCAAGCUACUGACACUGGAAAAGAUGCUGAGGAGUCAUUUUCCGGAGUCACUCAAGGUUUACGGAGCAGUGAUGAACAUCAAUCGUGGAAAUCCCUUUCAAAAGGAAGUGGUAUUGGACUCAUGGCCAGACUUCAAAGCUGUCAUCACCCGGCGACAGAGAGAGGCUGAGACGGAUAACCUUGACCAUUACACCAAUGCCUAUGCUGUGUUCUAUACGGAUGCCAAAGCUUACCAACAGCUAUUGGGAGAACAUGGUGUUAUUAACUGGGACCAAGUUUUUCAAAUACAAGGGCUGCAGAGUGAGCUCUGUGAUAUUUCCAAGGCUGUUGCCAGUUCGAAGCAGUUGGAUGUAAAGCUGACCUCCUUCAAGGCUGUUCAUUUUUCUCCUGUUUCCUCUCUGCCAGACACCAGUUUCCUAAUGGCGUCUCCCCCGCGACUUACCUACCUGAGUGUUUCUGACGCAGAUCUCCUCAACCGGACUUGGUCUCGAGGUGGCAAUGAACAGUGUCUCCGAUACAUUGCCCGGCUCAUCUCCUGCUUCCCCAGUGCCUGUGUGCGCGAUGACAAGGGACAGCCCGUGUCCUGGGGCAUCACAGACCAGUUUGCCACCAUGUGCCAUGGCUACACUCUGCCUGACCACCGCAGGAAAGGCUACAGCAGGCUGGUGGCGCUCACACUGGCCAGGAAGCUGCAGAGCCGGGGGUUUCCUUCCCAGGGAAACGUCCUGGAUGACAACACAGCCUCUAUAAACCUGCUGAAGAGCGUCAAUGCUCACUUCCUGCCCUGCCGUUUUCAUAGGCUUAUCCUUACCCCUGCACCUUCUUCCCGUCAAGCUCUCCUUUAGCCCAGGGAAACCCCCAGGAAAUUCCUAACUUUCCCUGCACACACACACACACACACACUCACACAGACA